Molecule: messenger RNA, 4712 nt
Organism: Chroicocephalus ridibundus (black-headed gull)
Lineage: Eukaryota; Metazoa; Chordata; Aves; Charadriiformes; Laridae
Gene: DHRS7B
Product: dehydrogenase/reductase 7B
Exons: 7
Coding region: 286-1215 (309 amino acids)
Cellular component (GO): membrane
Molecular function (GO): oxidoreductase activity
Source: RefSeq, a predicted model, not a curated record
GGGUCAUUGUAAAUUUUGUAUCAUUUUGAAUUCACCUCUAUCUUUUUAAUCUGGGGGUUAAAUUACCCCCACGUUUCAAAGGUCACAGACUGUAUUCCUGAGGUUUGCUUUUAGAGGCUGUUCUUGGCUGCGCUAGCAUUGGACAGAGCGCAUUUGCUUGGACUGCUGCCAUUUCCAAAUUUAAGUCAGGUCUGUCCUGUUAAAAGACCGGAGGGAGACACCGUCUCACAGAGUCACUGGCAAGUCAGUUCUUUUCAAAGGAAAACUGUUCAGAAAGGAAAAUUCAUGGAUUUCACAAGCACAGUCAUCAUCCCGCUGCUUUUUGGCAGCUUGGGGAUCUUUGCCGUUUUUAGGCUACUGCAGUGGAUGCGGAUGCGAGCUUACCUUCAGGAAGCGGUGGUCGUAAUCACAGGGGCUACCUCUGGCUUGGGAAAAGAAUGUGCGAAAGCCUUCCAUGCAGCUGGCUCCAAGCUGGUGCUCUGUGGCAGAGACAGCGAGAAACUCAAAGACCUGAUGCAGGAGCUUUCUACCAUGACCAAUCACCGAAAGAACACACACAAACCUCACACUGUGGUAUUUGACCUCUCGGACACUAAAACUGUCCUAAAUGCUGCUGAAGAGAUCCUGAAGUACUUGGGUCACGUGGACAUACUGAUCAACAAUGCAGGCAUCAGUUUCCGAGGCACAAUUGUGGACACAGGACUGGACGUGGAUAAGAAAGUGAUGGAAACAAAUUACUUUGGUCCCAUAGCCCUCACCAAAGCACUUCUCCCCUCCAUGAUCAAGAGGAGACAAGGCCACAUUGUGGCCAUCAGCAGCGUUCAAGGCAAAAUAAGCAUUCCUUUCAGAUCUGCAUAUGCUGCCUCUAAGCAUGCUACCCAGGCCUUCUUUGAUUGUCUACGAGCAGAGGUAGAGCAGUAUGACAUUGAUGUGACGGUUGUAAGCCCUGGAUACAUUCAGACAAACCUCUCUCUCAAUGCUGUAACAGCAGAUGGAUCUCGCUAUGGAGUUAUGGACAAGAACACCGCCGAAGGACAGACAGCCGCAGAGGUCGCUCAGGUGGUUCUCAAUGCAGUGGGACAGAAGAAGAAGGAAGUGCUUGUAGCUGGCCUAACGCCCUCCCUGGCUGUCUACCUGCGAAACAUCUUCCCCAGGCUCUUCUUCACCUUAAUGGCAGCUAGAGCAAAAAAGGAGAGAAAAGCAAAGGACUCUUAGAGCUCAGCUCAUUCGAGCAGUAACUGUAGGGAGAGGCUGACCCCCUGCAGUUUGGCUGGGACAUCAGUGGAGGUGCUCCUGCAGGAAAAACCUUUCUCAAAAUGCUGCAAUUUACCAUUGCAUGGAGAGUGGGAAGCGGUUUCCCCCACAUGAGGGCAGGCCCGCUUGGUGGAAGACAGCAACUAAACCUCACCUGAAGAGGGGUGCUUGGACAAAGGGGGAGAGCUGAGGCUGCAGGGGAGGGUAACUCAAGGGAAGACCCUUCGGAGCAGGGGAGGCCCAUGUGCUGGAAGACAGCACCUUACCUUACCUCACCUCACUCCAGGCAUGCUCAGCUUUACUGCCCUGCUACAAAUACAGCCCACCUGGUUUGCCUUCACACGAACAGAUCUCAGCUUUCCCCACCCCACGGCCCCCCUGAAAUGCAGUCCUUGGCUAGGAGCUCUCAUGAUCAGUGUCUCCUUCCCACUCCUUCCAACCUGAUCCAGAACAUGUUGCUUGAAAUGGGAAGCUUCACAGAGCCUCUGCUUGUUAACAUGCAAAUCAGAUGUCAAGCUAAAGUCAAGUCCAGUGCCACUUUUAAAGUAACUGAUGUAAAAAUGUAGGUUUUAUUUGGCGAUUAUUUUAUCUGAAUCAUGCCUUACUGAUGUACGGGGACAUUUAACUCUGGACUACCUGACAGUACAGUAUUAACCCCAGACAAGUGAAUGCAGGGAAGCACUGAGCAGAUGGAAUGCAGCACAGCAAGGUAUGCUCUUGGGUGUAAAUCCUGUGCAGCUGAUAGUGGCACACCUGGUCCACCUGCAGGCCUAGAGCACAGUGUAUGUGCAAUUCUGUAGGUGCCAGGCAAGCGGAGGAGAAUCUGUGCACGCUGGGUGGACAGUAUAGGAGAUAGCCCCUUAGUUCUCAUCUGUUUUAAAGUAAUCACAGAUGCUAAUUAGGAUCACAGCCAGCGGGGGAAUGAUACCUGCCUGGUAUCACAGGUUUCAGGGAGUCUGACAGCCUGAGGGAAUGCCGUGUUCCAUUCUUUACCCCUUCUCCUCACGUUGUGAGGGAUACAGCACCACUACGGAAAAGGAGUGGCUGCACAGAGAUCGUUCAAUAAGGACAGAAAUAAUCUUUUUUUAACUUGUAAUUGAAAGAAAGCCUACUAAUAGGAACCAAGCUCCAGAGCCCUGCUGCCGCCUCCAUGCACUUACCAGCAUUUUCCAUGUGUACUGCCUUGUAUGUCCUGCCUGUGAGUGCACAUCUGAUGACAAAUAAAUUACAUUGCUAUGAAAUUAAUCCUUUGUUCUACUUCAGCUCCUCACAGCAGGUAAAAUUAAAGGGAAAGCAGGAGGGUUUUGUUUUUCUUUUCUUACAUUCCUGCAAGGUUCUACUGUACCAGUAGGAGAUGCAGCACAACAUACUUCAUCCCAGCCCUCUUUACAUCAUCUGCUUUACAGGAGACAGUGUGCAUCCACACAGAGGAUCAGUCAUACUGAAAUUCUGAUACAGGUGUGCAGGCUCAGCAGGACCUUCUCCUUCGCAACGCCUUUUCCUGACCACUACAGAUUUAUAAGUGAUCUCGGAAUCCAUUCCAGGUGAUGACCAGGACGUGUUUAAUGAUCACAAUGCUGCUGCUCGGUUAGGACAUCCUCUGCCGUUUCACUGUGGCUGAGGUUGCAGAUGUGCUACGUAAAGGCCUAGGGCUGAAAUUGUAAGUUGAAGCUUUCAGGUGUAUAUAUCUUUUUUUCCCCUGUUAUGGUAGGAAACCAAGACAUUACCUUCCCUCCCUUGCCGCAAGGGGAGUUCCUGUAAGCAUUAGUUGUGCUUUUCCUUUCACAUUUUGCGUGUUCAGGUCCUCCAUUUCUUGGCAAAAUACAGUACUCCUGCCAGUCUUGUCCAGCUGCUCUGUCUUCUGGUGUUUCAGGUCACGGCCACCCAGGAAGGACCAAGGGGCUACUUUGCAUUUCUGUGUUAUCAUCCAGGGAGCUGAGGGGUGGAACAUGUCAGGCCUGAGGAAAAAAGUUGCAUGUGGGGAGUUACAGUAGUUACUGUUUGAGCUACAGCUCCAAGUCAGCGGUUACUGGGAGUGCGCACAUUCCCCUUUGAAAGAAAAUACCCUCUCUGACAAGAGGACCGUAGCACACUCCAUUUCAGAGCACCCCCACGAUGGUCAGGAUGGGCAGCAAAGGCUUUCGAAAGGGAGGUUUGUCCCCAGCCGCUGUAACCCACAGCCGUGGCGCGGGGGAAGGCAGGUAACAGCAACCACCUCAUGGAAACGCACUGAAACACACGACCCUCGAGACCCCUCUCAUCCUCCCAGGUCACCUUGCAUAUUACAGCACUGACUUACUAAUAACCAGGAUCUCACCGAGCAUUUCAGCUACAUUAUCACUAAUACUUCUUGGAAAACAAACCCCUCUAACCCCCCAUAUGUGUCCUCUCCACCUCAGAAUGGAGCAAAAAGGUGCAUUUUUAAAACAGACCUACCUGUUGUGAGAGCUCAGCUGACUUUUCACCUUUUCUCCUGCAAUAAGAGACCACAGGGAACUCACUUAUUUUUAACUCCGGAGUCUUUGAUGCAAACCACGCGUUUAGGGAGCCUACCAAGGGUUAGUCUUCUGCCAGUGAUUAUUCCAGGCAAGGGAAAGCUUAAUACAAAAAAAAGUGCGAAGACCACAGAGGUUUGGUGAAGAAAAAGAACUAACAGCCCUGAAAAUUAUUCAGCAUUGAUUAAAAAAAAGAGCAGGAACGUCUUUUGUGUGGCCAGCACAAGGAUAUUUCGGGGCUGCCUGCAGCAAUAAAGUACGUAUUAGCUAUGGCAGAUCUGCCACUAGUUUAAAAUUCAUCCAGCAGACGGGACUUUAGAAACAAACAAUGUCAGGGCUCGAAAGGCAGCCUGCCCAGCGGUCUUGGCCUAACCGCAGCGAGAUGAAGUAGUUGCAUUUCUUCCCCUCCUCUCUGCCAAGGCAACUGUACAUUGUUGCUAUAAAUAGGGACGCUCCAGAUCCCAGCUUCUUUUAACCUUGGAGGGAGACAACUCGGCCACUGUACCAGCAAAAGAGGCAAAGGGUUGUUGCCACCUAGAAGUGUCUCGAUGCCACAGGAGUUUCCUCCAGCCCAUGUGCCUGCUCAGGUACGGCUGCCUCUGUGGGAGGUAAAAGUACUUGCUCAGAACUCCCAGCAAACCCUGUCUGCCCAGCAGGCACACGACGGGGACGCACGCCCCGCUAACAAAAGCUGCAUCAGCAGAAAAGGACCAGUUGGAACCGCAGCCAGAAAAGCCCGCUGCAGUCUGGAGGAGAGGAGGAGUGCCUGCCGUCGCAAUUUGGAAAGAUAAAGAUAGAACUACUGAAUUUGGUGUCUGACCUCAUGACUCCCUUCCAAGGUCAGCGCUUCAGCUGUGGAGGUCAGACUGCGACUACCACUGAAGCAAGCAGCACGUACACCUGCGUGCAGGCAGUUUUUAUUACAGGGCUUUGCUCUCGUAUUCAGAUCAUAACACUUGAAGC